AUGUCAGUCCUGGGUGAGCUGUAUAGGGAGAAAGAUGAGUGUGUCAACUGGCUGUCCCAGGAGAAGAGGGAGAAGAAAAAGAUACUGCAGGAGCUGCUGUUGCACCUUGCACGUGAAGGUACCAAGUACCAGGACAAGAUUCUGGCAGCCACCCAGACCCCAGAUGCUGAGGCCCCCCCUCAGACCUGUUGGGCCCCACAAAGAUGCAAGUUAUGGAGAAGCAGCAAGGUAAGGCUAGAGAAAAAGAUCAGGGCUAGGGUCAGGACCUUGCAAAGAUCCCCGGUGAGCAGUGACAAUGGAGCGAUGGAAGAGGCCUCCAGGCUGGACCCUCAGGCGGCAGAGGAGACCCUGGGGGCGCCCGGGCCCACGAGACCGACAGGCGGGCGGCCACGCAGGCAGGCGGAGGCUGUGCAGACCGACGCAGCCUCGGGAGGCACCGGACCCCAGGCCUGCUGCGCUGGGAUACGGAAGGUGAGCCACCGGGGCCUCCAGCGGGGAGCGGCGGCGUGGAGGAGCCGCCUCGCGGGCUGUCGAGACCUGCGAGCGGAGCGCGGUACGGACCCGGGCCCAGCGGCGCGGCGCCGGUGCAGCGAGAGCACGAUGGCAGCGUCCGCCGGAGUCGGGGCGCAGAUGGCAACCUCGGACCGCAUGCGCUGGCCGUGGUCGGUGCUGCUGGCGGCGCUCGGGCUGUUGACAGCCAGAGUGUCGGCCUUGGAAGUAUAUACACCAAAAGAACUGUAUGUAGCAAAUGGGACACAGGGGAAGCUCACGUGCAAGUUCAAGUCCGCCAACGUGACUGGCAGGUUGACCUCCGUCUCCUGGAGCUUCCAGCCUGAGGGGUCUGACAAUACUGUGUCGUUUUUCCACUACUCCCAAGGGCAAGUAUACCUUGGGGAUUAUCCACCAUUUAAGGACAGAAUCACCUGGGCUGGAGACCUUGACAAGAUGGAUGCAUCAAUCAAGAUAGAAAAUUUGCAGUUCAUACACAAUGGCACCUAUUUCUGUGAUGUCAAAAACCCUCCUGACAUUGUUGUCCAGCCUGGACACAUUAGACUCUAUGUCGUGGAAAAAGAGAGUUUGCCAAUUUGGGUGGUGGUGGGUAUAGUUACUGCUGUGGUCCUAGGGCUCACUCUGCUCAUCAGCAUGAUUCUGGCCGUCCUCUAUAGAAGGAAAAAUUCGAAACCGGAAUACACUGGCUGCAGCACCUCAGAGAGUUUGUCAUCAGUUAAGCAGACUCCACGGAAGUCCCCCUCGGACACAGAGCAUCUAGUAAAGAGUCUGCCUUCAGCAUCUCACCAGGGGCCAGUUAUAUACGCGCAGUUAGACCACUCCGGUGGACAUCACAGUGACAAGAUUAACAAAUCAGAGUCUGUGGUGUAUGCGGACAUCCGGAAAAAUUAAGAAAGGACCCAGAACAAGCAAGAAACAAAUCCUGGACUCUUUUCCAGAAAGUGUAACCCAUGUAGCCACUUAUGGCCUUGAGAACCCAGGCAAGGCCAAGCACGCGUAUACUCAAAGAGGGAGAAAACAAAUGUGUAUAAAGAAUAUGUAUAAAUAUUCUAUUUAAUCUUCCUGAUGUGAGGAGCCAAUGUUGCAUGAUGAAAAGAUGAUAUGAUUCUGUUCAUA
Perognathus longimembris pacificus (Pacific pocket mouse) is the source of this 1626-nucleotide messenger RNA. RefSeq names its product myelin protein zero like 1 (gene Mpzl1). Gene Ontology annotation, cellular component: focal adhesion; membrane; cell surface. Lineage: Eukaryota; Metazoa; Chordata; Mammalia; Rodentia; Heteromyidae. The transcript has 8 exons. The record is from RefSeq and is a predicted model, not a curated record. The coding region runs from base 1 to 1401 and encodes 466 amino acids.